This is a messenger RNA of Hypoxylon fragiforme, 1254 nucleotides long. RefSeq lists its product as uncharacterized. The transcript has a single exon. The record is from RefSeq and is a predicted model, not a curated record. Bases 583 to 1134 code for a protein of 183 amino acids. Lineage: Eukaryota; Fungi; Ascomycota; Sordariomycetes; Xylariales; Hypoxylaceae.
UGAUGAUGGCAGAACCGGCAAGAGCGGCGCGCAACUAUCACAUUUUUAUAGUAGGUAUAUAUACCGAGCCUCAUUUGGCAACGGAACUGGGUUGUUUGUUGGUUGCAUACCAUCAGUCGACGCUUACCACCUCGGCUUACCCCUGGUCUAUGCUGCCUGAAAACAUACCUUGCCAGACCACCCGAUACCACCCAUUGAUAUAGAAGAAAAGAUUCAGAGAGUGAUAUUUGGUCACGAACUACAACCCGUGACGGUAAGCUUCGGCCGAACUGCUUAUGAUGGCAUGUUUCUGCCCAUGCCCCUGCCUCGACCGGCCCAGAGUCAUGUAGGUAGCCUCGUCGUAUAUGCGAGGGAAACAAAAGACCCGUCGGCGGCCUUCUUAACAAAUAUAAAAGGUAUCUUAUUUUAUUCAACUCGAGAGCAUACCUAGGCAAGAGGAUUGUCUAUCUACAUUCAUCUCUGUAGUAUCAACACUUACGGCUCACGCCACUAUCUUGUACCCAGUCUCUCACCUUUCCCACACUCUAUCAUUUCUCGUGUCUUAUUUACUUUAUAUCAAACGAGUCGCUACAUCCUAUCAGCAUGCUCUACUCUCGCCUAAUCAAGUUGGCUGCUGCCACCACCUUCCUCGCUGGCGGUGUUGCCGCGCAGUGCAACGACAGCGAAGGCCCCGAUCUACUCUGCUACAACGAGUCCUCCGGCGGCGUGUCCCAGGACGUGACCGAGGCAGACAUCAAAUACGUCGCGAGCUACCUGCGCUCGUACGGCGCGCAGACAAAGGCAGGGCGGCAGUUCACGAUGACGGCCGCAGACGCCCCCGACUGCGCGGAGUGGACGCUCUACGCGCACGGCACCGUUCUGGCGCUGGGGAAGCACCUCGAUAGCUCGCUCAACUCUAGCGUGCUAUUCUCCGACAUCGCCGACACCAUCGACGGCGGCGCCAGCGCCACGCCCGAGCAGCAGGCCGCGGCUAUCUACGGCUGCUCGACCGACGGCGGCUCGCGCGCCGUCGGCUACGAUCCCGCGAACCCGCAGUACAACACCGCGGCGUACCUCGCCAACGGCUACACACCUAAGGGCAUCCUCGUCAAGAUCGUGUCUUCGAACGCCCAGCUGGCGGCUGCGGUGCUGUAGGGAGGGGCUGGGUUAGGGGAUGGUGAUGUUGAAGAUAAGAAUAUUGAAGGAUGAUAUAGGUACUUAUGAAAGUAGAAAUAAAGCGAUGUGAUUGGGUAAUAUUUCCGAUGAAGAAUUAUU